Molecule: messenger RNA, 1276 nt
Organism: Drosophila elegans
Lineage: Eukaryota; Metazoa; Arthropoda; Insecta; Diptera; Drosophilidae
Product: serine protease snake
Exons: 5
Coding region: 27-1214 (395 amino acids)
Biological process (GO): proteolysis
Molecular function (GO): serine-type endopeptidase activity
Source: RefSeq, a predicted model, not a curated record
CAGUCCGCUCCCGACACUCCUACGAGAUGGAUCGCGCUGUUUGUCUCUGUCUCGUAUCAAUUUUGGGGCUCUGGGGCUCUCUGACCCCCAUUUACUGCCAGCGCCCGCCGCCCCCUCCGCCCCCCGAGCCGGGAUCCAUUCGCUUUCCCCUGGACAGCGACAUAGUCUUCCCGGAUCCGGACUUCGGUGCCGGGCCGGAACAGUCGGAGUCGGAGGAGAAGCGGUGGUUCCGCAUAAACGAUUUUCAGUUCGACCGCGUGGAGGAUCUGCCCCAGCCCAAGCACAGGCACCACCCACCGCCCCCAAGGCCGGGCCAGCCCUUUCCCCGGCCCCCCGGCGGCUUUAGAAAGAAGAAAAACAAGCGACCCCGCCUCUGUGAGCAGAAAUACUCCGAGUACGUGGAGCGGAUCUUCCCCAACGACACCGCAGUGGCCGCCGAUGCCAACGACGCGGACUUCGAUGGCCGAGUGCUGGCCCGGCCCGGUGAAUACCCCCACAUGGCAGCCGUGGGCUUCGAGGGCGACGUAGGGCGAAUCGAGUACAAGUGUGGCGGCAGCCUGAUAAGCGAGAGAUUCGUGCUCACCGCAGCCCACUGUACUUCCAUUAACGAGAUGCCUCCCAAGUGGGUGCGUAUUGGGGACCUCAACCUGGUCGCCGCGGAACGCCCGGCGGAGACCCAAUUGAUGAGGAUCAAGGAAAUAAUCAGACACCCCAAGUACAGCAAGGAGCUGUACUACGACGACAUUGCCUUGCUAAAACUGGAACGGGAAGUGGAGUUAACGGAGUACGUGAGGCCCAUUCGUCUCUGGGUCUUCCCCGAGCUGCCCACCACGAUUGCCUUCGCCAUGGGAUACGGAGCCACGAACUUCGCCAAGGCGAUGACGAACCGCCUCACGAACCUCAACCUGACCAUAGUACCCAAUGCCGAGUGCAACAGCGAGCUGCCGCCCAUCGCGGAGACCCCCAACGGAGUUGUGGAGAGCCAGAUCUGCGGCCAGGACUACAUCCUCAGCAGGGACACCUGCCAGGGCGACUCGGGGGGUCCGCUGCAACUCAAUCUUCCCGGUCGCCGACGGCGGCACAGAAUCCACUACCACCUCAUAGGCAUCACCUCGUACGGGGUGUUCUGUCGCAGUAGCUACCCCUCGGUUUACACCCGGGUAUCGUCCUUUCUGGACUGGAUCGAACAGACUGUGUGGGCCGAUCCUGUCUAGACAGCUUGAUUGUGUUGUCAAAAGCGAAUUUAAUAAACAUCAGUAAGACUUACACUUAGAAA